This is a messenger RNA of Paramecium sonneborni, 1906 nucleotides long. The record is from the annotation of a GenBank genome assembly. Lineage: Eukaryota; Ciliophora; Oligohymenophorea; Peniculida; Parameciidae.
CCAAUGGAUGAUGAGAAAAUAAAAUAAAUUAAUGUAGAUUCCGAGAUAAAAUUUAAAUGUGGAAUAAGUUUAGGAGAUCCAAUCAAUAUGGUUUUUUAGACAGUUCAUGGAUCUUAAAUUGAACUAAAUGAUCAUGGAUACAUAUUACUUAAAUUAUGGGGUUUUGGAGAGAUGAUGAUGAAUUUUUAAUCUUGUAUAUAAAUAUAGGGAAUUAAAUUAAUUGGAAUAGUUAGAGGAGAAAUUGAAAUCUAUAAAUAAGCAAUUAUUAAUAAUGGAUGGGAAAAAUAUGAUCAUAUUAUUAUUGAAGAUAAUAACAUUCUUAAUCUGUAAUAUGAUGAAUAAACUAAUUAAAUUAAUCAUAAUACUCUUCUAAGUGGAUUACUUUUAUAUGAUGGAAUUGUAAUUUAUAAACAUUAUAUUGAUAAAUUAUAAUAUUAAUAGGAUUAUCAUAUAGUAAAAAAAGAUGUAUAGGAAAUCAUUGAAAAAGGUGUAAAGAAAGCUAAAAUAAUUAAGAUUAUUGCCAAUAUAUCUUACAUUACAUAAGAACAAUAUAUCAAAUUAAAAUAGUUUAUUAUGUUAUCAAAAAAUCAUUCAUUUAGUAGGAAUGUGGAAGUCACAAUAAAAAAGACAACUAUUUAUUAUAAAGAAGAUAAAUAAAUUUAUUAUGAUUAGCCAAUUAUUUAAAUUAAUAGUUCUCCAAAAUCAUUCUCAAUUGCAGAUAGAUUUGCCAAUCAAUUAGAAAAUAAAAAUAUUAAGUGGGAUUCUAAAUUUUUAAAAGCUAAAUUAACUGAAAAAAUUAAAGAAUAUUCUUUAAAUGUUUAAAUCGCUUUACAAAAAGAUAUUAUUAUUUCAAUUACAAAAGACUCUUGUGAAAUACUAAUUAAUCAUUGGGAAUAAGGAAUCUUAGUUCCAUAUUAUAAAACAUUAGAAUAUAUAUCUUAAAUUAAAUUAUGGAUAAAAGCAACUGAAGAUAUUAAAUAUGAACCUAAUUAAGAUCCAGUACAAGAUCGAAUAAAUUAUUUAGUAGCUAAUUUAUUUUAAACUAUACCAAAGGUUGAUAAAAUUAUUGGCACUAAAUAUUUUAAUAUACCUUUUGUAGAAAAAUGGAAACCUCCAUAUGAUUCAUUUGAUAAUCAUCAAAAAAAUUUAGAAAUUCAUCGGAAAUCUGAUAAAUAUCUAUUCAUUUGGUUAUUUGAUUAUGAAAUUGAUGAAAAUGUUGAUAAAUUAAAAGAAUUGAUUAAAUUUAAAAAAAAUAAUCCUUAACUAGGUUUAUAAAUUGCAAUAUUAGGUUAUAUUAAAUUUACUACUUGGACCUCUAAAUUUUCUACUUUCUUGGAUAAAUAUGAAUUAACAAGAGCAAUUUUAGAUAAUACAAUAGAAACAUGGUUUCCUGAAGAAGAAUAAUUUGGAUAAUUUACUUUUAGUAUUAUUAUUCAAAGAGUAUAUGGUCUAAUAUUAGAUAAAUAAGACAUGAUGAUUAUUGAUUCUAAAGGAAUAGUAAGAGUAAUUGAUAAUAGCUUUUAAAUUAUUAAUAAUAUAACUUAAGAAAUUGAUAAAUUAACUUAGAAUGUAAAAGUUACUGUGAAAAAUUAGUAUUAAUAUACAUAAAAUUAGUAAUUACUGGAGGUAAUAUUAGAACUUAAAAAAAUGUAUUAGAGAAAAUCCUCAAUUAGCUGAAAUUGUCAGAAAAAUUUAAGAUAAAGGAAUUGUGGAGGAGAGCAAAGUGCUCAUUGAAUAAAUGAAAGAUAAAGUUUGGAUUUUUGAAAAUGGAUAAGUAAAAGAAGAAAAAUGGCAUGAAUAACCUACCAGAAUUUUAAGAGAUAUAAAAGAUUUUACUGAUAUAAAUGAAAUGGCCAGAAUUAUUGCAAGAUAUAUUGAUAAUAAUGACAUUUGUGCAUUGAAAUGA